AUGGGGGGAGGCCCCCAGAGUGAAACCCUGGGGGGCCCCCCCAUGGGGGGCCCCCCGACGGGGGGGCCCCUGGGGGCCCCCCAAGGCUUUGAGGGGCCCCCCUCUUUGGUUAGUCAGCUGCUGCCUUCAACUGCAGCAACUGCACCGCCAGUAGUAGCAGCAGCAACACUAGCAGCAGCAGCAGAAGGAGAAGUAGCAGCAGCAGCAACAACAGCAGCAACAGCGCCAAUAGCAGUAGCACCAACAGCAGCAGCAGCAGCAACACCACCACCGCCACCACCGCCAGCAGCAGCAGCAGCAGCAGCAGCAGCAGCAGCAGCAGCAGCAGCAGCAGCAAGCAGCGCAUGCAAAUUACCUCUAAGACGUGCUGCAUCAGACCCCUCCGCCUCUCCUCUCCUAGGGGGCCCCCCAACCCCCCUGGGGGCCCCCCGCCCUUGGGGGCCCCCCCCGGGCGAGCAGUUCAGGGGGCCCCCCGGGGGCCCCCAUGGGGGGCCCCCUAGUGAGCAGCAGGGUGGGGGCCCCCAUGAUGAUAUAAAAUUUAUUUAUAAUGCUUCGGGGGGCCCCCCAGGGGGGCCCCCUGGUGAUGAUGAGUGGGGGGGGGGCCCCCCUGAGGGAGAGGAGACAGCAGCAGCAAAAGCAGCAACAGAAGGAAAAGAAGAAAAAGAAAAAGAAAAAGAAAAUAGACAAAUGAGGGGGGCCCCCUUCUAUCUGCUGCACUCCUCUGUCUCUCCCCCCCCAAAAGAAAAAGAAAGCAAAACAAUAAUAAAAACAACAAAAGGGGCCCCUGCUGCUGCUGCUGCUGCUGCUGCUGCUGCUGCUGCUGCUCAUGCUGAUAUAUGCAUGCAUACAGACACCGAAGACAGAGAGCAGCAGCAGCUGCUGCUGCAGCUGCAGCAGCUGCAGCAACACAAACAGCAGCUGCAGCGCCAACAGCAGCAGCUGCAGCAGCAGCAGCAACGCCAGCAGCAGCUACAGCAGCAGCAGCAACGCCAGCAGCAACAGCUGCAGCAGCAGAUACAGAUACAGCAGCAGAUGCAGAUGCAGUUGCAGCUGCAGAAGCAGAUACAGCAGAAGCAGCAGCAACAGCAUCAGCAGCAACAGCAGCAGCAGCAGAUGCAGCAGCAGCAAAUGCAGCAACAACAGAUGCAGCAACAGCAGCAGCAGAUGCAGCAGCAGAUGCAGCAGCAACAGCAACAUCAGAUGCAGCAGCAGCAGCAACAGCAGCAGCAGAUGCAGCAACAGCAGCAACAUCAGAUGCUGCAGCAGCAGCAGCAGCAGCAGCAGCAGCAUGCAUCAGUUGUGUUUCCUUUUUCAAUUGCUGCCGUUUCUGCUGUUGCUGCUGUUGCUGCUGCUGCUCCUUCUGUUGCUGCUGCUGCUCUUGAUAUUGUUGUUAUUGCUGCUGCUGCUGCUGCUGCUGCUGCUGCUGCUGUUGCUGCUGCGUCUUUUUGUGCUGCAGCAGCAGCAGACAACGACUUGAAGAGUAUCGGCAGCAGAGACCAAAGCCCAACAAAUCAGCAGCAGCAGCAGCAGCAGCAGCAGCAGUUGCUGCUGCUGCUGCAGCAACAGCAACUGCAGCAGCAGCAGAAGCUGCUGCAGCAGCAGAGGCUGCAGCAGCAACAGCGACUGCAGCAACAGCAGCAGCUGCAGCAACUGCAGCAGCAUCAACAGCGGCUACUGCAGCAGCACCAGCAGCAGCAGCAGCAGCAACAGCUGCAGCAGCGUCAACAGCAGCUGCAACAGCUCCAACAACUGCAGCAGCAGCAGCAGCAGCAGCACCAGCUACAUCAGCAGCAGCACCGCCACCAUCAGCAGCAGCAGCAUUUCCAUCAGCAGCAGCAGCAGCAGCAGCUGUUGCUGCAGCAGCAGAUGCUGCUUAAAUAUACUGACGUGGGCGCCCCCAGGGCCCCUGCCUUGCUGCCUGGGGGCCCCCCUAUGCAGCAGAGCAGCAGUACCCUGUUUUAG
Messenger RNA from Eimeria mitis, 1962 nucleotides. RefSeq lists its product as uncharacterized. The record is from RefSeq and is a predicted model, not a curated record. NCBI's taxonomy places the organism in Eukaryota, Apicomplexa, Conoidasida, Eucoccidiorida, Eimeriidae. The transcript has 2 exons. Bases 1 to 1962 code for a protein of 653 amino acids.